AUGAUAUUCAGAAAUUCUUCCCUGGAGUCUAUUCUGAUCACAUCUCGGCUCGAAACAUUGACUGAGCUAGGGGAGUCCUUUCCCAUACGCAGGCUUGACCCCAACAAUGCGAUCCAACUACUCUUACGAAGCAGCCGUCUAUCAGUGGAUAGGACUAUCGGUGAACUUGAGAGCAAACCAGAAAUCCUUGCCCUUGCCAGUCGGUUAGAUGGGCUGCCAUUGGCCAUUGUUAUCGCCGGGUCCUAUAUACGUCAAACUGGAGCCAGCAUUGCUAGGUACUUGCAACUCUACCAAGAAUCUUGGUCCAGCUUACAAUUGCAAUCGAAACCUGGACGCCAGUACCAAGGCAACAUGCUACAGACGUGGCUGAUCUCAUAUCACGAGAUUCAAAAGCGGGACUCAAACGCAGCCCGACUGCUGUUGCUUUUUGCUCACUUUGACAAUCGGGACAUCUGGUAUGAGCUGAUUCGGAGUGGCUGUAAUGACUCUGCCGCCCCAGUGUGGCUGUAUGAAAGCGCUGCAACUUUUCUUGGAUUUUCAAACAAAGUGAGGAUUCUUAUUGAGUUUUCUCUUAUUGAAUUCAAGCAACAGGGAGAAAGCUAUGCUAUGCAUCCAGUGGUACAGGACUGGUGUCUUCACAUCACCAGUACUAAUGAGAACAUGAAUUCGCUCGUACUCAAAGAAGUGGCUUUGAUAUCCGUUGGAUAUAUUGUGCCUAGCAAAAGCGAGAGAAAUUACGCAGAGCUUCAGAGACGGCUUGUUCCGCACGCCAAUUAUAUACUUGGUAGAGAUUGGCUAGGAGACGAUACUAGGGUACGAGUGACUUUGCAUAGUCUAGGAAAACUCUACGCUAAUCAGGGGAAGCUAAAAGAGGCAGAGGAGAUGUACCGGCGAGCUCUAGCGGGCUACGAGAAGGCCCUCGGUCCAGAUCAUACGUCGACCCUUGAUACAGUUAAUAACCUUGAUAUUCUCUACUGUCAUCAGGGGAAGCUGAGUGAGACAGAGGAGAUGUACCAGUGA
This is a messenger RNA of Penicillium vulpinum, 1020 nucleotides long. RefSeq lists its product as uncharacterized. The record is from RefSeq and is a predicted model, not a curated record. Gene Ontology annotation, molecular function: protein binding. The transcript is spliced from 2 exons. NCBI's taxonomy places the organism in Eukaryota, Fungi, Ascomycota, Eurotiomycetes, Eurotiales, Aspergillaceae. The coding region runs from base 1 to 1020 and encodes 339 amino acids.